GGAAGCUUCUAGCUGUGUUGUCAUAUGCUCCCGUCAUUGAUCCAUAACGAUUGGACAAGCUCCGGUCACCCGACAUACGCGUACGAUAUUUACAUACUUGAGGUUUCAUAAAGUUUCUUACGAACCGUGAAAGGAACUCGAUUAAUCUUGGAGUAUACAGCAGAUGUCACAGGAAUUCGUCAUUGGGAUUUUGAAGAAGUGGAGGGAACAAAACAUAUGAGACAACCAAUGGAGGGACAACUACACAAAUACACCAAUGCCUUCAAAGGCUGGCAGUUCAGAUGGUUCGUCCUUGAUCCAGAGUCGGGCAUGCUCGAAUAUUUUGAGAAAGAAGAACAGAAGAAACAGAGGCCCAGAGGUUAUGUACAGUUGGCGGCAUCAGUUAUAUCCCCCUCAGACGAGGACUCGCAGACGUUCACAGUAAACGCAGCCAAUGGAGAGCUGUACAGAUUGAGAGCGUCUGAUGCUAAGGAGAGACAACACUGGGUAGACAAGCUACGGUCCACAGCCGAGUACCACACAGCCAACAUGGUCAACAGUUCUCCCUCACAAAAACCUGAUGUGCGGUCUUUGUCCAUAAACCUGUCCCCUAACGAGGCAUCAAACAUUCCUGUUAGGCCAAGGAAGUCUCCGUCUGUCCGUGGUGAUCAUGAAGGAGGGCCACCAACCAAAGCUGUUGCUGGCAGGUCUCACAGCAAGGCCCCGGCAGCCCAUCCCCACACCCUCGACCCCUUCCGCGAGGUCAAGGAGUACAUCAUAGAGGCCGAGGACUACUCUGAGUCCCUCAAUGAUAAACUCAAUCACCUUCCUUCCUCAGGAGAAACAGUUACAGGCCUGGAUCCAGAUAUUUUGUUGAUCAAGGCGACCUCCAAUGCCACUCUCACCUGUCUGUCACAGUGCCUGAAGAUGUUACAACAGCGACAGGGAGCAUCCGUCAAACCUGUCCCUAAUUCUACCGCUAUCAACUGGGGCGACCCUAACACACAACCAAUUAAUGAUCAUGUGGCCGCACCCAAAGCCACAAGUUCUGGGGGAGUGCCCUCCCCUACAGGAAGUUUCUCUUCAGCCACAUCACUGCCAUUUACCCUGCCUGACCAAGUCCAGGAUGGUCCGAUUAACCACGAUGAGGAAGUAGAGGACAGCGCCAGCUACAGAGACACAGAUCUGGGUAACGAGGUGGAGGAACACAAAAGUGUCAUCCUUCACCUCCUUUCUCAGCUCAAACUCGGCAUGGACCUUACCAAGGUUGUCCUCCCAACCUUUAUCCUGGAACGACGUUCUCUACUAGAAAUGUUUGCUGACUGUAUGGCACAUCCUGACUUCUUUCUCAAAAUUGCUGACCUUCCAGAUCCGGAGUCCCGGAUGCUGGCUGUCCUUGAAUGGUACCUUACGUCUUUCCAUGCGGCCAGACAGGGUUCUGUUGCCAAAAAGCCUUACAAUCCCAUAAUUGGAGAAACCUUCCAUUGCUCCUGGCGUUUACAAGAAAACAACAACAAAUCUAGCCAAUCAAAAGACACUUCUGGGUCACCUGACCAGAUUAAUCAGACAAACGACAAGAAUGACGGGUCCUGUAGUAAACCAGCCCAAUUGACAUUUUGUGCGGAACAAGUCUCUCAUCAUCCCCCAGUGUCAGCCUUUUAUUUUGAGUGUCCAGAGAAACAAAUGUGCAUGAAUGCCUCCAUAUACACCAAGUCACGCUUCAUGGGAAUGUCUAUAGGAGUACAGAUGGUGGGAAAAAUUUGUUUGAAGUUACUCCAGCAUGAUGAGGAGUAUGUGUUCAUGAUGCCUAGUGCCUAUGCAAGGUCUAUACUCACUGUUCCCUGGGCAGAAAUGGGGGACAAGAUUACAAUCAACUGCCAAAAAACCAACUUUGUUGCCAACGUCACAUUCCACACUAAGCCGUUCUAUGGAGGAAAGCUACACCGGGUGUCUGCUGAGGUGAAGAACAACAACCUUGGCACUGUCGCUUGUAAAGUCCAGGGGGAAUGGAACAAUAAUCUAGAGUUCAGCUAUGAAAAUGGUGAGACUAAAAUCAUUGACGUCAACAAUCUAAACAUAAUCAGAAAGAGGGUACGACCACAGGAUAAACAAGGAGACUAUGAAUCACGCAAGUUGUGGCAACAUGUGACGAAUGCUCUCAGAGUCGGUGAUGUGAAUACAGCAACUGAACAUAAACACUUUCUGGAGGAGAGACAGCGAGAGGGUGAAAGACACAGGAAGGAAACCGACACCAAGUUUCCUACCAAGUAUUUUCACAGAAUUGGUGACAUCUGGACAUAUAACAACAUGCUAGACUUGGGAAGUAGUAAGGAAACUUCCUAAUAUGGGAACCAAUCCCUAAAAACUGCAGUAAUGUGAUCAGACUAAUCUGUCAUCCAGCCAAGAUCCUUCUGGGAGUACCUGCCUUUGUGAAGUGUACAUUCAUGUGAUGUGUAUAGGCCUUUAGAUUCAUGCCUUUUCAAAAAAGCCUGCCAAGUGGACAAACUAAAAAUGACUACUGAAUCGUCUCGUUAGAAAGGCUGUGUGAUAAAUUCUGAAAAAAAAUGUGUUAUUGUCAAAAAGGAACUUGUACAUAAAAUGCACGAAUAUGAAAAUAUCCUGUGAUAUUUUAAGUGGAAGCUCAUCUGUAUUUGUCAAAAGAAGGCAUUCGUGAUAAAAGAUUUUGUUCUUUUGGUGAAAGUAAAACUGAUCGAACAUGUUUGUUAAAAUAACCUUCCAUGUGGUUUACACAUUGUGAGGUUGUAGGUGAUUCAGGAUAUUUACUGUGCAAAAUAUUGUUCCUUAUGAGUAGCUGUUACUCAAAAAUACAAUUCUGUCAAAGGACACCAUAGUGAAAUACUGGAGUUACUGCCAUAAGUGAUUUUUUUCUGUACAAUUGAAAACCAUGUGAUAUGCUUUCAACAGCCUUUGUCAAAAGCUUAUCUCUGUACUGAACAUAACACACACAUUGGUAUUGUUUAAAUGUGUGUGACAUGCAAAAUCUUUGAAAUAUGGGCAAAGUACAAUCAGGACGUGUUUGUGUCUUUUCAGGAUAGUGGUCAGUUGUUUUAUAUCCACACUGGUGUGUUCACAUUUGAUUGGUCGGCCGAGGAUAAACAUUGGUUAUUUGCUAUCAAUUUUUUGUAAAAUCUGUUUUUGCAUAUCUUGUAAAAGAAUGGUAAGGGACCAGCUGAACAUAUGGUCUACCUCAGCUUUGUAAGGAAAUGUGUUAGUGAUGCCAUAAUUGCAUUACACCAAUAUUAUAUAAGUCACCUCACCUAUCCUCUUCAUGCCCAUUGGCAGUACAUAAGGCCCUAAUGUAUUAUAUAUGUACAAUAUAGUUAUGUACAUUGGUAACCUUUCAUCAUGGAUCAUCUAUCAAUUAUUUCAGAUAAUCUGAAAUUCACAUACUGCCAGACUUGACUCAUAACAUCUAGAAGUAUGUUUUCGAAGAAUAGAGAGUAUCAACAACAGGAAUAUGUUUGUUAUUUUCUGUUAUUUGCAUCCAUUACAAGUAUAAUGAAAAUAAUGUUUCAUCAUUGGGUCAUUACUGGAUUACCUCCCCUUAAAAUGCUACAAUCAGAAUUUUUCUUGGUAGAAAUAGUAAGAUAUUGGUUUAAUUUCAAUAUCAUCAAUCAAAUGUAAUGUACAUGUGGAUGAUGGGUGACUAUGCUGUACAAUGUUUUGAGGUAGGUCAACCUGAUAUUCUAAAACAAUUUAUGCUUAGAGUUUGUAAAACGAACACAUACCAUACAUACAAAAUAAAAUAAAAUAAAAUGACUUAGUUUUUUUGUAACCAAAUGUCCACAAAAUUCUCCAAAUUUUCACAUUUUUAUUAUAGUGACGAUAAGGAAAGAGAAUGUACCACUAUAUUAAUGUAUUCUGAGAACUGUAGUACAUGUGUUUACAUUGUCAUAUACAGCAGAGAAAGCCAAACCUAUUGGCCAUUCUUAUCACUGCCUUGCAGUAGAUUCACACUGUGAUAAAAUGAUUACUACAAAGUAUAAAGAAAAAACGUGUCUAAAGGCUUUUUGUUUGGAAAGGAAAAUAAAUAUGCAAAUUGGUGUUGUGAAAUUAGGAAACAAUGUUUAUAUGGCUUGGUGCAUAUAUUGCCAUUUUCUUGUGAAGCUUGAGCAUUAUUUGAUUGUACAGACCACUUGUAUUGUAGUAGGUUAAAUCAUUUCCUUCAUAAGUGUUUCUGAUCAUUUGCAUGAUAUCUUUAAAGGUUAUUUGAUGUCAUUUUGACAGUAACAGAGUUGUAUAUUUGCAAGGUGGUGUUUUGUGAUUCUGUUCGAUAACAGCUGUUAAUUUUGCAUCUUGUUAUUUAAGGGAUCACAAUGUGUAAUCAAUUGUUUUAGGUGAGGAGGUACAUUGUUAGAUUUUCAAUUAACAUUUGUGUACAUACAAAAAACAUUAAUUACCCUAAUGUAUAUAUAUAUUAUAAUUCAUAAAUAAUAAAAUACCAGUUAUUGUUUAGUAAUGCAAAUGUCACCUGAUGUCAAAAAUAGAGUUGAUUGUGUGCAAUAGGGAAAAGUGUGCAUAUGUAGCAGUUCAAACUGACAAGAAUUCCUGUACCACUGCAAAAACUGUAUUUAUGUAUUGCAAACUUUUUUUCCAGUAUGACUAGGUUUGUUCUGUUAUAACUAAGUUUGUUCUGGUAUAACUCUAGCUUUGUACUGGUAUAACUCUAGCUUUAUUCCGUUAUAACUCUAGCUUUGUUCUGGUAUAACUCUAGCUUUGUUCUGUUAUAACUCUAGCUUUGUUCUGGUAUAACUGUAGCUUUAUUCUGUUAUAACUCUAGCUUUGUUCUGGUAUAACUCUAGCUUUGUUCUGGUAUAACUCUAGCUUUGUUCUAUUAUAACUCUAGGGUUGUUCUGGUAUAACUCUAGCUUUGUUCAGGGAUAACUCUAGCUUUGUUCAGGUACAACUCUAGCUUUGUUCUGGUAUAACUCUAGCUUUGUUCUGUUAUAACUCUAGCUUUGUUCUGUUAUAACUCUAGGGUUGUUCUGGUAUAACUCUAGGGUUGUUCUGUUAUAACUAAGUUUGUUCUGGUAUAACUCUAGCUUUGUUCUGGUAUAACUCUAGCUUUGUUCUGUUAUAACUCUAGCUUUGUUCUGUUAUAACUAAGUUUGUUCUGGUAUAACUCUAGCUUUAAUUUGUUCUGUUAUAACUCUAGGGUUGUUCUGGUAUAACUCUAGCUUUAUUCUGUUAUACCUCUAGCUUUGUUCUGGUAUAACUCUAGAUUUGUUCUGGUAUAACUCUAGCUUUGUUCUGUUAAAACUCUAGCUUUGUUCUGGUAUAACUCUAGCUUUGUUCUGUUAUAACUAAGUUUGUUGUGGUAUAACUCUAGCUUUGUUCUGUUAUAACUAAGUUUGUUCUGGUAUAGCUCUAGCUUUGUUCUGGUAUAACUCUAGCUUUGUACUGGGAUAACUCUAGGGUUGUUCUGGUAUAACUCUAGGGUUAUUCUGUUAUAACUAAGUUUGUUCUGGUAUAACUCUAGUUUUGUUCUGGUAUAACACUAGCUUUGUUCUGUUAUAACUCUAGGAUUGUUCUGGUAUAACUCUAGCUUUUUUCUGGUAUAACCCUAGCUUUGUUCCGGGAUAACUCUUGCUUUGAGAAGUGAUCUCUAAAAAGAAAACCAUACCUUUUGCAGCUUUUAUGAAAAAAAUAAAGAUGAAAUAAGCAAAAAAAAUCAAUAACAGUGUUCUGAGAAGAUCAUUAGAACAGGGUCAGACUAGUAUUUUAACACUUUACUCCCAAUCAUUAUAAUGCCACUCUUACAAGCUAAGUCUGGCAGUCAAUGAUAACACCCUAGCCCAGUCAUUCUACUGUUACAUCAAAAAAUAAAUUUAGGGGAAGAUGCUGUUUGUAUGAAUAAGAACUACAUUAGAAUUCUCUAGUGUGUUGCUUUCAGUGGGACAGGAACCUGAACAGUUUUUCACAUCCUAUUUUCAUUGUUAACUGGUCUUAUAGCUACAACACUACCAAUCUAACUGAGAAACUAGUGCAAAGUAUACAUUGCAAUGAUUUGUAUUUAUCCGUCGGAGCAGUACUUUGUAAGAUCAGAGAGGUAUACAGGUAUCUAUCAUUUACUCUUGCUUAAUUGAUUGUUUGUCAGAAUCUUUAACAGCUUUUGAGUUUUCUACAGGAUUAUCAAUGUUAGUGCUGUAGAUAUUUAAACAAUCACUUGUGAAAUAUGCAAUCGUAUGACAUAUGAUAAUUUCUGUUGCAGCUUAAAUUAUAUCAAUGUCUGUCGAAAAAUGAUGCCGUUAUUAUGUGGUGUUGUGAGAAUGUGGCCUGUACACUUAACUGGGUGUAUUAUCGAGGUUACAGCCGUUUCAUUUGAAAUAACUGAUGAUAUGUCAUUACCUAAUGAAGUUCAUAUUUCUGCAGUUACAUUCAGCACUGAUCAAUGUGAGUAUAUAUAGCAUGUAUAUUCCUAGGGACUUACCUUAAAUCUGGUGAUUCCUUCAGUGUACAUUUUAUGAAUUACCUUUUAACAACAUAGCGAUUGUCUUGUCAAGAAUACAUUGCACAUAUUAGUUUAUUCACAUUUAAGUAAGCUGGCAUUCUGUAAUGUAUGUUUGACAGUAGUUAUUGACAGCGGUCUCUAUUGCAGUUUUGACAGUAGUUAUAGACAGGCAGUCUCUAUUGCAGGUUUGACUGUAGCUAUAGACAGGCGGUCUCUAUUGCAGGGUUGACUGUUGCUAUAGACAGGCGGUCUCUAUUGCAGGUUUGACUAGUUAUAGACAUGUGGUUUCUAUUGCAGGUUUGACUGUAGCUAUAGACAUGUGGUCUCUAAGGCAGGUUUGACUGUAGUUAUAGACAGGCGGUCUAUAUUGUAGGUUUGACUGUAGCUGUACUAAAUGAAGAUUUGACUUAAAAUAUCAAAAGUGUAUGAUUUCUCAUAACGACCGUUUGUGACCAGGAGAGAAUGGACUGCUUCAGGAAGUUCUCAUAACGACAGUUUGUGACCAGGAGAGAAUGGACUGCUUCAGGAAGUUCUCAUAACGACAGUUUGUGACCAGGAGAGAAUGGACUGCUUCAGGAAGUUCUCAUAACGACAGUUUGUGACCAGGAGAGAAUGGACUGCUUCAGGAAGUUCUCAUAACGACAGUUUGUGACCAGGAGAGAAUGGACUGCUUCAGGAAGUUCUCAUAACGACAGUUUGUGACCAGGAGAGAAUGGACUGCUUCAGGAAGUUCUCAUAACGACAGUUUGUGACCAGGAGAGAAUGGACUGCUUCAGGAAGUUAUGAAUGGCUCCUUAUGUUGGGGAAAAGUAUGUGUAGAGCAGUUUUUUGUUCACUUGUAUUUCGUACUGUGAUGUGUGUGGAGGGAAAAGUAUGGAUGUCAUCAUGUAAAAAUGUAUGGAUGCCACACCUCUUGUAUCUUAAAAGUCACCCAAAAAGUGUAUGCGGACACAUUAAAAUAUGAAAUCUGUGAUACUUUAAAA
Molecule: messenger RNA, 7434 nt
Organism: Mizuhopecten yessoensis (Yesso scallop)
Lineage: Eukaryota; Metazoa; Mollusca; Bivalvia; Pectinida; Pectinidae
Product: oxysterol-binding protein-related protein 11-like
Exons: 23
Coding region: 217-2322 (701 amino acids)
Cellular component (GO): membrane; cytosol; intracellular membrane-bounded organelle
Molecular function (GO): sterol binding
Source: RefSeq, a predicted model, not a curated record